This is a messenger RNA of Lactuca virosa, 312 nucleotides long. NCBI's taxonomy places the organism in Eukaryota, Viridiplantae, Streptophyta, Magnoliopsida, Asterales, Asteraceae. The record is from the annotation of a GenBank genome assembly.
AUGUUCCACCUUCCUCCUCCACGCCACUGCCGCUUUAUACCGCCAACCUAUCACUACCGCAGUCCUGCACUUUCUCUCCACCCACCUUCUCUUAACCACCAUCAUAUCUCUAUCCGCCGGUUUCCUCCUCCUCCUCCAUCUUCGCUCCCGCCCUUACCCCCGUCUUCCUCCUUAACUAUUCCUGCUACCAACCGCCAUCGCACCGGAAAUGUACUUAUAAUAUGGCAAAUGAUUUUAUACUCCACGCUGCACGCUUCAGUUCGCCGGAGCCGAUCGAAUUCAUGCGUAAUAUAUACUCGAAAUCCGGGUUAG